Messenger RNA from Engraulis encrasicolus (European anchovy), 1490 nucleotides. RefSeq names its product transmembrane protein 30C (gene cdc50c). The transcript is spliced from 7 exons. Gene Ontology annotation, cellular component: plasma membrane; endoplasmic reticulum; Golgi apparatus. Lineage: Eukaryota; Metazoa; Chordata; Actinopteri; Clupeiformes; Engraulidae. The record is from RefSeq and is a predicted model, not a curated record. Bases 362 to 1456 code for a protein of 364 amino acids.
AAGACGACAGGAGGCGGAAGCUUUCCCCCUCUUUUGCUGUGUGUUUGUUCGAUUAUUCUGACGAUUUAUAUUUUCGAACUCGUCCUUCUCAACUAGACCGUGAGUGUGUGUGGUGUGUGAAACUCCUCUCUUGUGUGAGCUUGAUUUCUGCCUUUUCAUUUAUUUAUUUUUUUCCAUUCCUUCUUCUCUUCUCUCCUCCCGGCACGCCUGGCCUGUGGGUUUGAGUGUUUGUGUGCGUGUGCAUUCAUCUGUGAGAUUGCACCUGUGUGUGUGUGUGUGUUUCUGUCUGUAUGUGUGUGAGUGUGUGUGUGUGUGUUAGUUAGUUAGUUAGUGUGCGUGUGUGUGUGUGUGUGUGAUCAUAAUGGGGAAGGUGAAGGCCUCGGGGCCGUUGUCGCGGCGACCGGAUAACUCUGCGUUUAAGCAGCAGCGUCUCCCCGCCUGGUCUCCGGCGCUCAACGCUCACACACUCCUGCCGCUCUUCUACGGCGUCGCCGUGCUGUGUAUCCUACUGGGGGUCUGGCUACUCGUCACCGUGCAGAACACACACGAGAUCAAGGUGGAUUACACGGAUGCUGAUAGUUGUUCUAGCUGCUAUGAGAUGAGAGAGGACCGGCAGAACGCCACCAAGCCAUGCUCCUGCCAAGUCAAGUUCACCAUCCCAGAGAACAUCACGGGUGAUGUCUUCUUCUACUAUGGGCUGAUCAACUUCCACCAGAACCUGCGUCUCUACAUGGACUCACGAGACGACGCCCAGCUUCUGGGCAGGACGAGGAACCUCAAGAGCCCCAGUUCCUACUGUGCGCCGUUUAACUAUGUGAAUGGCAUUCCCAUCGCCCCCUGUGGAGCCAUCGCUAACAGCAAGUUCAAUGACACGUUGAUUUUGUAUUAUGAGGGUACACCUCGUAAAGAAGUGCCCUUCUACAGACGCGGAAUCAGCUGGUACACCGACCAGAAUGUCAAGUUCCGGAACCCCACCAUCAACGACACAUUCUCCCUAGCGCAGGCCUUUCAAGGCACGGCUCCUCCCGUGUACUGGCAGAAGCCUGUGUAUGAUCUGGACACCAGCCAACCCAAUAACAACGGCUUCACCAACGAGGACCUGAUCGUGUGGAUGCGUGAGGCGGCCUUCCCCAACUUCAAGAAGCUCUACGGGGUCCUCAACCGGGGUGCUAAGGCGGACUUCAAAAAUGGCCUGCCAGCCGGGGAGUACACCAUCGAAAUACAAUAUAACUUCCCGGUGCAGUACUUCCGGGGGCGCAAGGGUGUGGUGCUGUCCACGGUCACCUGGUUCGGGGGCAAGAACCACUUCCUCCCCAUCGCAUACCUGGUGACCGGGGGACUGGUGCUGGUCAUAGCUGCCCUCCUCACCGCUGUUUACUUGAAGUUCGGCAAGGAUGGCAAGAACAUGGACUUUGAAGAGGAGAGUAAGGAAGAGGGGGGGAGAGGGAGAAUAUGAGAGAGGAGAGGAGAGGAGAGAAGAGAAGAGGAGA